UCGUAGACGUAAAUGCGAAGACUUUUCAACAAAGAAAGCGACUUCGAGAAAAUAUGAUGGUGGGUGGCGUUUGCAAUGGCAAUUAGCGACUAAUCAAGAGUUUCCCAGAUCUUUCCUUCCCCCAAUUUUGACUUUUCUUUCUUUUUUCUCCUACGGAUUCAACGUUUUCAAUCCACAAGAACGAUUUUAUAAUCGAGAUCGUUUCAGAGAAUCAAGUGCUUACUCAUUUCUAUCUAUAUUGAACUCUGCUCAAAAUUUUCUGGGGUUUUAGGGGGCUUUGGAUUUUGAUAGUUUUUGCAAACUUUUGACGCCAUGGACGCGACCUCAUGCUCUGGCGCUCUGUUCAAUAUGAAGCUUGCCGGUUCGAAUGUCCUCAAUUCGGAUCACAGAGUUUCGACGCUGUCGUUCAAUUCCUCUGGAAAAUUGCAAGUUAUUGAUAAGUCUGUAUCUCAAGGACUAGUAGUUUCUUGUUCUGGCUCUAAUGGUCACAGAGAAGUAAUGCAGGGGUUACAGCUUUCUGGCCCCAUUGAGAAGAGAAGCCGUCCUGGACGUGCAUUUUGCUCAGUACGAACUUUCACCAAUGGUGAAUUUGCUUUAGAAUCUCCCUCUCAGGCAGUGGAAGACAAGGUUGGAGUUCUGCUCCUGAAUCUAGGAGGGCCAGAAACGCUUGAUGAUGUUCAGCCAUUUUUGUAUAAUCUAUUUGCUGAUCCGGAUAUUAUUCGGCUACCAAGGUUAUUCCGUUUCCUCCAAGAGCCAUUGGCAAAACUAAUUUCUACAUUUCGUGCUCCCAAAAGCAAAGAAGGGUAUGCUUCAAUAGGAGGUGGCUCACCUCUGCGUAAAAUAACAGACGAGCAGGCACAGGCUCUUAAAAUGGCUUUGGAAGAGAAGAACAUAUCUGCUAAUGUCUAUGUUGGAAUGCGCUAUUGGUACCCUUUCACAGAGGAAGCAAUUCAGCAAAUCAAGAGAGAUGGGAUUACAAGACUUGUGGUGCUGCCACUGUAUCCACAGUACUCUAUUUCUACAACUGGGUCCAGUAUUCGUGUUCUCCAGAAGAUUUUCAGUGAAGAUGCGUAUCUCUCAACAUUGCCUGUUUCAAUUAUAAAGUCCUGGUAUCAACGAGAAGGGUAUAUUAAGUCAAUGGCUGACUUGAUUCAGACAGAGCUGAAGAAUUUUGUCGAACCUCAGGAGGUCAUGAUUUUCUUUAGUGCACAUGGGGUUCCCGUCAGUUAUGUUGAGAAUGCAGGAGAUCCAUACAAAGAUGAAAUGGAGGAGUGCAUCUACCUAAUUAUGCAAGAGUUGAAAGCCAGAGGAAUUGGAAAUGAGCAUACUCUUGCUUACCAGAGCCGUGUUGGGCCUGUACAAUGGUUGAAGCCAUACACAGAUGAAGUUCUUGUUGAGCUUGGCCAGAAGGGUAUUAAAAACCUCUUAGCCGUUCCAGUGAGCUUUGUGAGUGAGCACAUUGAGACACUUGAGGAGAUAGACAUGGAGUAUAAACACUUGGCGCUUGAAUCUGGGAUUGAAAACUGGGGGCGUGUGCCUGCCCUCAACUGCAAAUCUUCGUUCAUUUCGGAUCUAGCCGAAGCUGUAAUCGAAGCCCUUCCAUCAGCCACCGCAUUGUCGCCCCACUCAAGCUCCGCAGAUGCAUAUGGUCGUGAUCCUUUCCGAUAUGCUAUCAAAAUGCUAUUCGGCUCAAUUCUCACAUUCAUCUUGCUCCUCUCACCAAAAGCAUUGCAGGCGUUCAAGAAUAAUUUCAUCUAAGACUAGAAUAUCUUAGUGUUGCUAAGAUUGAGAAAAAAUAUUGAAUUUUUGGGCAUGGGUUCGAAGUUGGAACUAAAAAUUGACUUUUACCUUGAAGGAAAGUAGAAAUUGACUAUGGCAUAGAGAUAUACUUCGCUUUAUACAACUUUUGUAUUUUAGGCCAUUCACAGUUGCAUUAACGAUACCAUUGGCACUCAAUAAAAAUGAAGCUUUCAGGAUC
Molecule: messenger RNA, 1978 nt
Organism: Momordica charantia (bitter melon)
Lineage: Eukaryota; Viridiplantae; Streptophyta; Magnoliopsida; Cucurbitales; Cucurbitaceae
Product: ferrochelatase 1
Biological process (GO): heme biosynthetic process
Cellular component (GO): mitochondrion
Molecular function (GO): protoporphyrin ferrochelatase activity
Source: RefSeq, a predicted model, not a curated record